AUGGCUACAACAUCGCCGACACCUACGACGUCGCGGUCUGCAACUCCACUAACGACGUACUGCUUUUCUUCCAGGAGCUACAGCUCCCUCAAGGACUCAACUGCGGCCGUGCACCGCCUUGCUCAGGACGGUUUCGACUCGGUCCUGGCGCUGGCAUUUGCCACCGUGCUGGAGCUCCAGCGCGCAGGCAUUCCGGACGCCGCCGUCGUGUGGCAACAAGCGCGUCGCAGCUUCCAAGCGCGCCAGUUCCAAGGCCCGGGGGACCUCUCCUCCCCCACGUCGUCCACGGUGUCCAAGUGGCUGGAAACGUGCGGCGUCCCAAGAGCUCCGAGCUUCAAGUACGCCGAGCACCUCUGUCGGCUCGGCUACUCCAGCGUGAGGGACCUCGAGUUCAUCGUCCACGACCAGCGGGCGCUCGCGGGGUUCAAGACCGGCCACAGCCGUCUCGUGACCUACUGCGUCUCGACCGCGCUCAACCUCCACCACCACCACCAGCAGCAGCAGCAGCUCCAGAGCUACGGCACUUACGGCCCCAACGUCUACACUGCCGGGUCGUCCAGUGCUUUGCUCCAGCCGCUGGACAUCCAGCGAGACAACGAGUUUGACGUGCAGGCGUACAACUGUUUCCUCGACGCCCUCAUCGAGCCCCUGGACGUCGACAGGAUGCAACUACAACCACCACCACAACAACAACCACAGCAACAGUCGGGACGGUAUGCUGCUCCUACGGUCGCUCCAGUCACCGACCGCAAGUCAGACGCCAACAACAGCGUCCACUCUCUGGGUGUCACCACCACGUCCGCCUCGUUGUUCACCGCGUCGACUGCUCCGCUGCGGUCGCUCCCGCACGAGCAUUUGCAGUUGCUGUACGAAGCCGUGAACUUGCCACGGCCGAAUCCGUGCCGACGGGGCAAGAAGAUCUACUGGCUGGUGCUUGCGUCCGGGGGCAUGAAGGACGACCGCUAUGCACCGCUGACGCAGUUCACUGGGACUGAGCUGCAGAACGCCUACCUCCAGCAGUUUGAGCUGCCUGCCGAUAGCCCCGUGAAGAUGGACACGUGGAGCGAGGAGAACAUCCGGCAGCUCGAGUACGCCGUGAAGGACCCGCGCUGUCGCCACUUGUCCAAAGUGUGCUGGGAGAUGCUGGCCACGGGACGCACGGGCGUCGACGAGUACGCGCCGCUCGCCAAGUUCACUGCGUCGCAGCUGCGGUCGCGCUUCCGCUCGCUCUUUGGUGACAAGCGACCGCAGAAACUGCGACAGAAGAAGCAACUGCUAAAGCUGCAGCAGCAGCAGCAGGAUCAGGAUCCAGCGCCUCGGGAUGGACUCAAGCACGAGCGAGUGGUGUGA
This is a messenger RNA of Peronospora matthiolae, 1350 nucleotides long. NCBI's taxonomy places the organism in Eukaryota, Oomycota, Peronosporomycetes, Peronosporales, Peronosporaceae. The record is from the annotation of a GenBank genome assembly.